AUGCACCGGGCCGAGUCUCCCCGCGUGGUGCUCCUGGAGCUGGGCCGCGCGCGGUGUGCCCCCUUCCCCCCGAGGCCUGGUGGUCGGGGUUCGGGGGCGGUGAUAGUGCGGCUCGAAGAGGGUAGGGCCCGGGGCAAAAGGGGGCCGGGCCCCGGAGGAGCGGCGCCCCAUGCCGGAUAUGUCCCCCGCAUUGCGUUCUACGCUGGCCUGCGGAGGCCUCAUGAAGGCUAUGAGGUGCUGCGCUUCGACGACGUGGUGACCAAUGUGGGCAACGCUUAUGAGGCGGCCAGUGGCAAGUUCACCUGCCCCAUGCCAGGCGUCUACUUCUUCGCCUACCACGUGCUGAUGCGCGGUGGUGAUGGUACCAGCAUGUGGGCCGACCUGAUGAAGAACGGACAGUCGGCCCAGUCCAAAGCGCCACCUCUCCCUUUGCGAGCCUGGCACCGACCGGAAGGACCCUCCCGCUCCCGAGGCAGCCGAGUUGGCGCGGACUUUUUGGCGCUCUGGGAGUGA
Molecule: messenger RNA, 513 nt
Organism: Echinops telfairi (small Madagascar hedgehog)
Lineage: Eukaryota; Metazoa; Chordata; Mammalia; Afrosoricida; Tenrecidae
Gene: C1QL4
Product: complement C1q like 4
Exons: 3
Coding region: 1-513 (170 amino acids)
Molecular function (GO): protein binding
Source: RefSeq, a predicted model, not a curated record